GACAAAGGAGCCACACACAUUCUGCAAGCCCAAUCUUCCACACAUUAUUCAACCUAAAGUGCACCUUUCUCUCACUCUCACUCUCUCACACACAUUAUUAACCCUAUAAUUGGAGGAAGAGAAGUGGGAGCUCACAGUAGACCAAAUUAAUGGAGUUCUUUUCUCCUCAACCAGAUCUAUCACUUCAGAUCAGGCCCCCAAACACCUCCACAGCAGGUUGGAGAAAGCAUAAUGAGGACAUGGACUUAGGGUUUCCAAGGAACCCCCUUGACUCUACCACCACCAUCAACAGAAACCCUAAUCUUAACACCUCCCAUCACAACCUUCAGUUCCAUCACCACCAACUACAUGCUAAUCAUGAUAUACCUCCUCUAACAGGAAUCCCAAUCUACCAUCACCCAUCUUCUUCUUCCUUAAUUGGUAAUCCGGUCAUGCCGCUUCAGCACUCUUCGUCUUCAUUUUCUGCUGAGCACAAUUUGGUAGGACAGCUGCGGUCGAGACACUCGACGGCCUCAAGGCUGGUGGCAAAGAGGAACAUGCGUGCACCGAGGAUGCGGUGGACUUCGAUGCUUCAUGCGCGGUUCGUCCAUGCAGUGGAGCUGCUAGGAGGCCAUGGGAGGGCCACUCCCAAGUCGGUUCUCGAGCUCAUGGAUGUGAAAGAUCUCACUCUGGCUCAUGUGAAAUCUCACUUACAGAUGUACAGAACUGUGAAAAACACUGACAAGCCAGAAGCUCCUUCAGUUCCAUCUGAUGGAUCAUUGGAAAUUUUCUCAAGAGGAGAGAAUUCUGAUGAUAACGAUCAUGUUCAUGGUGACAUGAGAUCAAGCAAUGCUAUCUCUUCAAGGAAAAACUGCUACAAUGGCAUGACAAGUGAUUCGGCUGCAGGGAGCAUGAAGCCUUUUGAGGAUUCGAUGGAACCAACAAAGAACUUGGAGAUGCUCGCAGAGUUGGAUUCGUCAAGCCUCUCCCAGACAAACCUAAACAAGCUGAAUCUUGAGAUCACACUGGGGAGGCCACACUGAAUAUACAUAUAUCUAUAUAUUUCCUAGUGGGCAUGCCAUAUAGCCCUUGAAAUUAAGUUGCUUAUUCUACUUUCAGUUCUUAGGAUAUCAUGACUCAUUGUCAUUUUUUACCUUUACAUAUGUAAAUCACAAUUCUUAGGCUGGUGUUCCUCAUGAAUUAUAUGGUAUGCUUCUGCUUUGAGGAUAAUAUAUAUACAAGAAUGGUAGCUUGCA
Messenger RNA from Zingiber officinale, 1235 nucleotides. RefSeq names its product probable transcription factor KAN2. Gene Ontology annotation, molecular function: transcription cis-regulatory region binding. The coding region runs from base 150 to 1022 and encodes 290 amino acids. Gene Ontology annotation, biological process: regulation of DNA-templated transcription; abaxial cell fate specification. Gene Ontology annotation, cellular component: nucleus. The transcript is spliced from 6 exons. Lineage: Eukaryota; Viridiplantae; Streptophyta; Magnoliopsida; Zingiberales; Zingiberaceae. The record is from RefSeq and is a predicted model, not a curated record.